This is a messenger RNA of Medicago truncatula (barrel medic), 1755 nucleotides long. Its product is annotated as subtilisin-like protease SBT4.8. The transcript has 4 exons. The coding region runs from base 1 to 1755 and encodes 584 amino acids. Gene Ontology annotation, molecular function: serine-type endopeptidase activity. Gene Ontology annotation, biological process: proteolysis. NCBI's taxonomy places the organism in Eukaryota, Viridiplantae, Streptophyta, Magnoliopsida, Fabales, Fabaceae. The record is from RefSeq and is a predicted model, not a curated record.
AUGGCCAAGCAUAAUGUUGUUUUAUCAUUCCUUGUUUCUUUAUAUUUGACAUCACUAAUUCGCUUGGUGUGUGAUGCCACUAAAACUGGAGAUGAAAGCAGUAAACUUCACAUUGUGUACAUGGGUUCACUUCCAAAGGAAGCCUCAUAUUCCCCAAGAUCUCAUCAUCUCAGCUUGUUGCAACAUGUCAUGGAUGGUAGUGACAUAGAAAAUCUCUUGUUUUUCCAAGCCAAGAGUUUCACCUUCAAACCACAAGGUUUGGGACUUCCUCAGUCAUUCAAAAGAGAUCAAACUAUUGACAGUAGUUUGGUGAUUGUAGUCAUGGAUACCAGAAUAUGGCUAGAAUCUGAAAGUUUCAAUUAUAAAGGUCUUGGUUCGAUUCCAAAAAAGUGGAGGGGAGUUUGUGUUGGUGGUGGUAAUUUUAGUUGCAACAAGAAGAUCUUCGGAGCACGAUUUUACGGUGUUGGAGAUGUGAGUGCAAGAGACAAAUCUGGUCAUGGAAUCCACACAACAUCCAUAGCAGGUGGAGUUGACGUCAUCACUAUCUCUCUUGAUGCCCCUAAUGUCACUGAUUUUUUGAGUGAUUCUAUCGCCAUUGGUUCUUUUCAUGCCAUGGAGAAGGGAAUACUCACAGUGCAGUCUGCAAGAAAUGCUAGCCCUAUCUCAAGUAGUGUUUGUAGUGCAUCACCUUGGUUAUUUACUGUUGCCGCAACUACCAUAGAUCGAAAAUUCAUUGAUAAGAUCAUUCUUGGAAAUGGACAAACAUUUAUUGGGAAGUCAAUUAAUACCAUACCUUCAAAUGGCACAAAAUUUCCAAUAGAUGUGCAUAAUGCUCAAGCUUGCCCAGCUGGAGGAAAUGCAUCCCCUGAAAAGUGUGAUUGCAUGGACAAAAAGAUGGUGAAUGCUGAAAUUUUAAAGAGUGAAAUCUUCCAUGACACCAGUGCUCCAAGAAUAGCCAUUUUCUAUUCUCGUGGCCCAAAUCCUUUGGUUCAAGAAAUUAUGAAACCAGAUAUAAGUGCCCCUGGAGUAGAAAUCUUGGCUGCAUAUUCACCUUUAGUGUCACCCUCAAUGGAUCCGAGUGACAAAAGAAAGGUUAACUACAACAUAUUAUCUAGAACCUCUAUGUCUUGCCCUGAUGCUGCUGGAGUUGCUGGAUAUGUGAAAUCAUUUCAUCCAGAUUGGUCACCUGCAGCUAUCAAAUCUGCUAUCAUGACAACUGCUACACCAGUGAAACGUACUUAUGAUGAUAUGGCAGGUGAGUUUGCUUAUGGAUCAGGAAAUAUCAAUCCAAAACAAGCCAUUCACCCUGUACUUGUUUAUGACAUUACUAAGCAAGAUUAUGUGCAAAUGCUCUGUAAUUAUGGUUACAGUGCUGAAAAAAUUAAACAAAUUAGUGGAGAUAAUUCAAGUUGUCAUGGAACUUCUGAAAGAUUAUUGGUGAAAGAUAUAAAUUAUCCUACUAUUGUGGUUCCAAUACUUAAGCAUUUCCAUGCGAAGGUUCGUAGAACAGUUACAAAUGUUGGCUUUCCCAACUCAACCUACAAGGCAACUCUCAUCCAUCGUAAUCCAGAAAUCAAGAUAAGUGGGGAACCAGAAGUACUAUCCUUCAAAUCGUUAAACGAGGAACAAUCCUUUGCUGUCAGUGUUGUUGCUGGAGAAAAAUCAAAUCAAACUUUGUUUUCCUCCUCCCUUGUUUGGUCAGAUGGUACCCACAAUGUCAAGAGUCCCAUCAUUGUGCAAAUAAUAUCUCUAUAG